Molecule: messenger RNA, 3264 nt
Organism: Pseudoliparis swirei
Lineage: Eukaryota; Metazoa; Chordata; Actinopteri; Perciformes; Liparidae
Product: toll-like receptor 5
Exons: 5
Coding region: 87-2936 (949 amino acids)
Biological process (GO): toll-like receptor signaling pathway; inflammatory response; immune response
Cellular component (GO): membrane
Molecular function (GO): transmembrane signaling receptor activity; protein binding
Source: RefSeq, a predicted model, not a curated record
GGUGGGCAGGUCUGCGGGGAGGAGGAACCCACUCCGUCCUCGGGAGUUUCCUUGUUGGCGCCACACAGACACAGGGCGAGGACAGUAUGUGGACUCUGGCUUUUCAGUUGGUUGUUAUCGGAUUUUACCUUCAGGUAACCACAUCAUGCACUUUGUACGGACUCGUGGCUGAUUGUGCCUCAAAGGGAUACGACUGGGUUCCGACUCUGCCUCCAAACAUCACCCACCUCUACCUGGAGAUGAACUACAUCAGGGAGCUCAACAGCAGCUCGCUCAGGAGCUAUGAUCAGCUGCGAGAGUUAGAUCUGGGAAUGCAGAAAGUGCAGCUUUUCAUAAGGAACAACGCUUUCCUCAGUCAGAGAAAAUUGACAAAGUUGGUCCUAGGCGCCAAUAUCGGCCUUCAGUUGGAGUUGAGGGCUUUCGCAGGACUGGUACAUUUACAACAUCUCUUUUUGGAUUAUUGCAAUUUGGCAGACUCCAUACUAUCAGACAGUUACCUGCAGCCACUUCAGUCCUUGGAAACACUCGACCUCUUUGGUAAUCAGAUAGUGAGAGUUCGACCGGGGCUGUUCUUUUCGGGACUUCGAACUUUCACACAGCUAAACCUCAAAUUGAAUUUGAUUGAACAAUUGUGUGAAGAUGAUCUUGUUGGUUUCAGGAAAAAAGACUUGCAACUCCUGAACUUGCAAUCCAAUAAGCUCUAUAUCGGCUAUAGACACGGCUUUGACUGGGAGAGAUGCGGAAACCCUUUCAGAGAGAUCACCUUUAAAACCCUUGACUUAUCCUCCAAUGGGUUCAACGUGAACACAGCAAGGCUAUUUUUUAAAGCAAUAGAGGGUACUCAAAUUGCUCAUCUUAUAUUCACUGGGCACAUGGGCAAAGGCUUCUCAUUUAACAACCUUCCCGACCCAGAUGAAAGCACAUUUGAAGGCCUCAUGAACAGUUCAGUUACCACUUUUGAUUUGUCUAAAAGCCGUAUAUUUGCUUUGCAGAGGGCUUUUUUAAGUCCUCUUAAGGAUGCGUUCAUUGUUGACAUUUCCUUGAACAAAAUCAACCAGAUUAACAGAAAUGCCUUCGACGGUCUUCAGGGACAUUUACGAAUGCUCAACCUUUCAUCCAACCUCCUGGGUGAAGUAUACUCUCACACAUUCACCAAUCUGACGGACCUUCGCGUGUUGGAUUUAUCUUACAACCACAUUGGUGUAUUGGGACACAAAGCAUUCAGCGGCCUUCCGAAAUUACGAGGAUUAUAUCUGACAGGAAAUUCCCUUCGGAACCUGGGUUCUUCGGCGCCAUUACCAAACCUAGAUUAUCUUUUCUUGAGAGACAAUAAACUGAAAUCUCUCACGGAAAUCAUUCCAAUGGGCAAAAACAGUAUCUACGUAGAUGUUGCCGACAACAGAUUAACAAACUUGGAAGACGUUUACGAUAUUUUUAUUAAUUUCAAUCGUCUCAAGAGUUUCUACUAUGGCGGCAACUUCAUCAAGUGGUGCACACUGAAUUCAAAAGUUACAGUACCUCGUAAUAAUACAUUGCAGGUGCUGGACCUUCACGACAGUUCCUUGCAUACCAUUUGGGAGCAGGGGAAGUGCCUCGACCUGUUUGAUAAUCUAGAGAAUCUGCUCGGUCUCGAUUUAAGACUCAACUCACUUGCGACUCUCCCAGAAGGUAUUUUCCGCGGCCUAGAGUCGAUCAUAGAGAUCGACCUCUCGUCCAAUGCGUUUACCUAUCUGCAGCCGGACGUCUUUCCAAUCGGCCUGAAGAGACUGGAUCUCUCAAACAACUUUUUGGCCUCCCCGGACCCGGCGACCUUUCAGUCUCUGCUCUUCCUCAGCCUGGCUGGGAAUAGGUUCCACUGCGAUUGCAGUCUGGAGAGCUUUGUGAAGUGGCUAAACACAACGCAUGUGACCUUCCUGAGCCCAGUUGAGGAGUACAAGUGUGAGUUUCCAGCCGCUCUCCAGAAUCUUCCUCUGCUGGAAUACUCUGCGAUUGUCCAACCGUGUGAUGAAGACGACGAAAAGGCCGUCGGAGACCUUAAGUUUGCUCUCUUCGUCCUGUCCGCUCUCCUCAUACUCGCCACGGUCCUCAGCGGGAUCGUCUACGCCCGUCUCCGAGGCCGCAUAUUCAUCGUCUACAAAAAGAUCGUGGGUAGGGUUCUCGAAGGCCCAAAGGCGAUGCCUCCUGUGGACGAAGAGCAGCACGAUGCCUUUCUCUGCUUUAGCGACAAUGACUACGGCUGGGUGGAGGCCGCUUUGCUACAGAAGCUGGACACACAGUUUUCAGAGGAGAACCUCUUCCGCUGCUGUUUCGAGGCCAGAGACUUUCUGCCAGGAGAGGAUCACCUCUCAAACAUUCGAGAUGCCAUCUGGAGCAGCAGGAAGACGGUUUGCGUUGUCUCCAAAGAGUUCCUCAAAGAUGGUUGGUGCUUGGAAGCGUUCGCUUUGGCCCAGGGUCGGAUGCUGGAGGAGCUGACCAACGUCCUGAUAAUGUUGGUGGUAGGGAAGGUGGCUCACUACCAGCUGAUGAAGUACAAGGCAGUCCGAGCCUUUGUCCAGAAAAGGGAGUACCUCACCUGGCCGGAGGACCCUCAGGACAUAGAGUGGUUUUAUGAGCGCCUCGUCUCACAGUUACUCAAAGACACCAAGGUGACAAGGUUGGCAGAGGAGAAACCUGAAGCCGACAUCCGGCCUCAGGACGGGGUCGGGCUUCAGCUCGAGGAGGUUCGGCCUCAGGACGGGGACGGGUUCCAGCUCGAAGACGUCCGGCCUCACGACGAGGCCGGGUUCCAGCUCGAGGACGUCCGGCCUCACGACGAGGCCGGGUUCCAGCUCGAGGACGUCCGGCCUCACGACGAGGCCGGGUUCCAGCUCGAGGACGUCCGGCCUCACGACGGGGACAGGUUCCAGCUCGAGGACAUCCGAGUGAACGCCGUGUGAACUCAACACACCUGGGGUCAGCUGAAGUGUCCCCGGUGAGACAGCACCACUUGGCAGGAUGAGGACCAUGUUGGGACAUACCAACCCACAGAGGAAGUGAAGACUUAACUGUUUAGCCUUUUUAUUUCAAUGUCUUAAGGUGAUCUCUGGUCAAAUAUAAAAUCAUUUUGUUUUUACAUUUUUUUAUGUACCUAUAUUUUUGUCAUUGUUCACAUUUACAGCACUUAGUAAUGACUACAAACAAUAAACGAUUAAGUUAUUAUAUUGUUGGAAUCCAUGUUGUGUUAACUAAAUGAAAUGUUUUAAUGAUUAAAUUAAUGAAGCGUAA